Molecule: messenger RNA, 3202 nt
Organism: Zeugodacus cucurbitae (melon fly)
Lineage: Eukaryota; Metazoa; Arthropoda; Insecta; Diptera; Tephritidae
Product: adult enhancer factor 1
Exons: 4
Coding region: 345-1847 (500 amino acids)
Biological process (GO): regulation of transcription by RNA polymerase II
Cellular component (GO): nucleus
Molecular function (GO): RNA polymerase II cis-regulatory region sequence-specific DNA binding; DNA-binding transcription factor activity, RNA polymerase II-specific
Source: RefSeq, a predicted model, not a curated record
AUUUUGUUUUGAUAGCUUGACACUGACCAACCCAGCUGGUUUGUUUUCUUUUCCUGAAAAUUUUUCAUCCUUGAGCGUCGAUUUUUAUACAAUUCAAAAAAUAAUCCAUGCAAAAUGCAAUUUUACAUCAAAGAAGUGUAGUAUUUAUCAAUUAGUGUAAUAUAAUGUGUUUUCCAAGUGUAGUUUUUGUGUUUUUGCUGUGAAUAAGUGAAGCUGGUAACGGGUGGCACGUUGCCCACUGCAGACAGCUUAAAAUAACAAUUGAACGGCAUUUUAUGAAUUUGUGCUUCGAACGCAGACAAUAAAAAUUUAAACUAUCGAUUUUCUACGAUACCUCAUGAAAGAUGCACCUCAACCACGCCACUGCAAUGGCUAACUACCAACAUUACCCGCCACCGCAAAUAUCAACGCAUGGUGGCACGCCCACCACGGUACAGCAGCAGACUACCAUAGCGACGGGCAGUACACCAUUUACACUACAUCAAUUAACUGCUGUACAAGCUAUACAACAUCCGACGCACCAGGCUAUGCUGCAUCCGCAACACCCGCUGGUACAUUUACUUGAUAUUUCUACAACAAAUACACCGAAUCCAACACCAGUGCCGCCAACGAAAGUGGAGGUGCCGGAACCCGAACCAAUUGAGGUGAAAGUAGAAGAUCCACGCAAGAAGAAGGAAUGCCACGUCUGCAAGAAUAAAUUUCGACAGUUAACUACUUUGCGCAAUCAUAUGAAAAUCCAUACCGACGAACGGCCGUACAAGUGUAAGCAUUGCGAUCGCGCCUUCCGCCAAAUUUCAACGCUCACCAAUCAUGUGAAAAUCCAUACUGGCGAAAAACCAUUCACAUGCACUAUAUGCGCUAAAGAUUUUCGCCAACAAAGUACACUAAUCAACCACAUCAAGACACAUAAAGAAUCAAGUACACCAACCUCAUUGUUGAAUUAUCAGCCGGGUAAUAAGAUAAAUCAUCGCAAUUCGAAAUUGGCUCAAAAUCAAAUGGUAGACUAUCAAAAUCGAUCCAUAACAAAAACCCUAUAUACUGGUAGCUACAGCUCACCGCAGGCCGAGGAGCUGGUCAAACCGUAUCAGUGCAAUGUAUGCAAAAGACGUUUCCCACAAUUGAGUACACUACACAACCAUGAGCGGACACACAUCGAUCCCAAGCCGUAUAAAUGUGACACAUGCGAUAAGUCCUUCACACAACUGGCCACUUUAACCAAUCACAAAAAGAUCCAUACCGGUGAUAAGCCAUAUGCCUGUUCCUUUUGUUCCAUGCAAUUUCGACAGCAGAGCACUCUAACCAAUCACAUGAAGACACACACCACAGCCGCCAGCAAUUCGAAUGCAGUGCCAACAACAACAACAACAAUGGCAGCACCACAUGGCAUCAACCAUAUGACAUCAACUCUUGUGGCACAUGGAGAACAUCCACCACUCAAUAACAUGGUACACCAGCAGUUGCAAGCCGAACAUCCACUUUUGCAUUUUCUCGAUAGCAAUACAACAGUUAGCACCAUUACGAAGGAGCCAUUCAAUCCCAAUACCAGUCGCCGUUUCAAAAACGAGGCCGACAGCUUAAUGCUGGAGAGUCCGGAUCGCCCGUUCCCGUGCGCCAUUUGCCGCAAGGCCUUCUCACAACAAAGCACUCUGGCUAACCACAUUAAGACGCACACCGGCGAAAAGCCAUAUAAAUGCAAAGUGUGCGAGUCGAAUUUUCGACAAUUGUCCACCUUGAAUAAUCACUUGAAGAUACAUACUGGCGAAAAGCCCUACAGCUGUUCCUAUUGCCCUAAGCAAUUCCGGCAGAAAAGCACUCUAAUUAAUCAUGUCAGAAUUCACAAUUGUUAAGAAAUGGCCAUGCAAAUACAUAAUUAUAACCAGUAAUAAGUAUAAUGACGUUGGUGGUUCUAAAGCUAGAUGCAGAUGCAGUAAAAAAAAUAAAAAUAAUAAUAGAUGUAUUGGCUCUAACUAGCCCAAUUGGAAAGUUGGCAAUUUGGCAGAUAACAAAUAAUCCACACACACAACCAAUAAACAUGUUUUAAAUGGCAUUAUCGGCGCAUACCUACCACACCACACCACACGUUGUUACAGGUGGAUGCGAACAAUGGUAGUAAGGCAACAACAUUGUUAGUUCGAUGUUCAAAUAACUAUAAUCAGCUGCUAAACGUAAUGAGUUACCUACCUGCUGUGCAAUAUGUAUUGUCCAUGUAAAUUUAUUAUACAUAUACUAAAGAGAGCUGCGAGAGUAAGUGCGAAUUUCGUAUGACUAACAAUACAACAACAACACUGUUGAAUUCAGGCUCCAGGAAAGUUGCUUCUGCAAUAGUAAUAUCUUACAGUUUGUCGUUGUGAAUAUCUGACUUCUCCUGAUUGGCCCUCUUAAGUAAUUUGGCAUGCAGUCCGUUCCUUUGUAAAAGUUUGUUUCAAUUGUCAACCGUUAUUGCGUAAACGUUAAUUUUUGUUGUUAACUGUUUGUUUUAGUAUAUCCAGUGCAAUCUAUUAUGGCAUUAUGGGAAUGAUUGCAACAAAGUUAAUAUAGAAGCUUCAAAUUUUCAAUCUACAAUUUUUUAGAUAUUUAAGUGCUUUGAAGCUGAAGAAAAACUUUCUGACGUGUUUGUAGAUAUUACUGUCUUUUAUCUACUUGACUCCGAGUAAACUGCUUUUUAUUUAAUAGUCCAAGCUUAGUAAUUGUGAACCCAUAUUUGUAAUUGUAAAUAGAAGCUUUGAACAAAAUUUAGAAUAUUUUUAGUUAGAAUUUGUUAUGUAAUAACUGCCGAAUAUUUGAUUUUUUUUUUGAUUUACUCAGCAAUAAAUUUGAAGAAAAAACGGAAAUCUAAAAAUAUUCCAAAGUUCAGAACAGAGUUCUGCAAAGUUAAGCAAAAGUGUUUGCAACUUUUUCCGAAAAGCAAUUGGCGUCCAAAUUAUCCAUCCACAGAGUAUUUAUAACGAUAGUUUCAUAUUACUGUUACAACAACAAUUCCUGCGAUGUCAUGAAAAUGAGUUAUAUGUAGUCAACUACAUACUAUGAAUUGAUGCGCUUACUCUUGCAAACCUCUGCUAUAUAUAUACAUACACAUACAGGGUGUUCUCUUUUGUUUCCAAAAAAAAAAAAGUUCGCUUCUUGUUUGUGCGGAUGUUUUUGUGAACAAAAAGCAAAAAACAGAAAAGGUAAAAAUAAAAUAAAGUAAAUUAAAAAAAAAAAA